Molecule: messenger RNA, 573 nt
Organism: Miscanthus lutarioriparius
Lineage: Eukaryota; Viridiplantae; Streptophyta; Magnoliopsida; Poales; Poaceae
Source: the annotation of a GenBank genome assembly
AUGUCUACAGACACCAGGUGUAGUCUUCUAAGCACAUUGCCCAAGGAUAUACCAGCAAGCUUUCUGAAGCAAAUCACAAAUGAUUUCUCUCCUAAGCUAGAACUUGGUAAAGGUGCAUUUGGAACAGUCUACCAGGGAAUUGCGGAGAAUGGGGAAAUGAUUGCUGUGAAGAAACUUGGGGAAAAUUGUCCUGUGGCGGACAAAACAUUCAGUAAUGAGAAGAAGGUGGUGCAGCACAAUGGAAGAUAUAUCAUUGUAGAUAUAGCUGAAAUUUUUCUCUGCUAUGAAUAUCUACCUAAGGGAAGCCUUGACAAUUAUCUAUUUGGCCGUCGUCGCAAGACCAUCCGCACGCCGUCGCGACCCGUGGCUGCUGCUUCUCUUCCGCGCCGUCGCACCUAUCCAUCGCGGCCUGCUGGCUGCUCAUGCCGCCAAGCAGCUGUUGGUGCUGGCCAGCCACCAAGAGCCGCCGGGCGCGGCCUCCGUGGACGCCAGACUCCCCUGGCUGCGCGCCGCUGUCCCUCCCCACGCCCUCUGGUUGAAGCCGCCCCUGUUCUUGGACAUGGCACUCUUUAA